AUGAAGAAAAGAGAAAUAAUACAAGAACCACGUAUACAUGUUAGACAUUUUGAAGUAAUGUACGAAUUAAGAAUGGAUUUUAAUUUGAAAAUUGUUGCCGCUUUUGGUGAUUUCGCACUCAAUUUUGUUGAUGAAAUCACUUCCAAAUCUGAUAAUGAAGAUCAGGAAAAUGAGAAUGCAGAACAGGACGAAGCUAGUGAUUCUGAAGAAGAUGGUGAAACAGGCGUUGUUGAAAAAUUAUUUAAAUUUGAAGAUUUUGCAAAACGAUUGGUAAAUGCUAAGGUGGUUCGUCCUUGUACACUUGUUUUAUCUGAUUGGGAAAAAAUUUCAACGAAAUCAUUAAAAGCAACUGUAACAAUAUUACAUCGUAUUGCUUAUGGAAGUCAUUGUCCAGCCAUGUUAUAUCAGGCAAGUUUAUUUAGAAUAUUUCAAAGAGUUUUUGAUGCCCCAAGAGAACAACAUCAUGAAGAAUUAAGACGUUUAGCAAUCUAUGUUAUUCGAAAAUUUGUUGAAACAGCUCCAAAAAAUCCAAAAAUUUAUGCCGAAUUACUAUUUUAUAAAUCGAUAAGGGAGGCAAAUGAAUUAGAAACUGGUUAUUGUGAUGUUUAUGAAGCCGGUACUAAAGGUACUUGGACUCAAGAACAAGAAGAAGAACUUAGGAUUCUAUUUGAAGAAAAUCAAAGAAAUCCAGAAACAGAUAAAGAUGUGAUUGAUUGGAUUUUGGACAAUUUAAUUGACAAGAAUCGUACUCGUCGUGGUGUUCUUAAAAAACUUAAAGAAAUGGGUUUGAUGUUUAAAGCACCGACGAAAAAAUCAACAUCUGCUGCUAAUAAAAAUCUAUGGCGGCAUGAGGAAGAUGAACAAUUGAGACAACUAUAUGAUGAACAUAGACUUGAUGAAAAAUGCCUUUACAAAAUCGUCGAAGUAAUGGGUAAUACACGUCCACAACGUGCUAUUGUAAAACGAAUGAUUGAACUUCAUUUAAUUGCGGAUAAAUCAGAAAUUUUACCAUCAAAACGCAACAAAGCUAAACGAAAUUCAUAUUCAGAUAGUUCAGAUGAUUCUGAUUCAGAUGAUUGGUUAUCAGCAAGAGAGAAAAUUCGUCAAAAUCUUAAGAAAAUAAAGAAACAAAUUGUUCGUAAAGAAAUUAAAAAUCCUCUCGAUAUUGAAACUCUUAAAGCAAAUAUAAUUGAAUUGGAUGAAAAAUUUAAGCAAGGCUUAACAUGGCUAAUUGAAUCUCUUGAAGAAGCACGUGAUGAAAUGGAACUAGAAGGAAACGUACAAAAUGAGGAUAUUGAUGUGCCACUUUUUCCUAUAACUGAAAUACAAAUUCUCUCAAUUGAAAAUGAAAAUUUCCAAAAAAUUCUUACAACAUUGAGUAUGAAACCACCCCAAGAAGAAGUCUCAACAUAUUGGAGGAUUCCAAGCACAUUUGUUUCUGGUGAUUUAAAACUUCGUAUCAAAGCUUUAAAAGGGGAACCUAUUGAAGAAAAUGAUAUAGUUUAUGAAGAAAUAAUUGAAUAUAUAUCAGAAGAAGAACAAGGAGGCGAAGAAACAGGCAAUAUGUCUAAGAAGAAGAAAAAACCAAAAGAUAAGCAAAAUAAAAAACAAGCAAAACUUUUUGAUAAGCUUUUAAGAAAACCAAAACCACAAAAAGUUCGCAAAAUUAAGAAAAACCCACUUGAUAUAGCAGGAGUACGCGCCUUAUUAUUUCAAAUUGAUGAUAAGUUCAACGAAGCUGUUGAGUGGUUAGCAGAAAGUUUAUCAGAUGCAGCAGAAGAUAAUGAAGAUAUAAAUAAUGAAGAAGACGGAAUACCACUUUUACCACUUAUUGAAAUACAAAAGGACGCCAUGGAAGAUGAUAAUUUUAAAAAAUUACUCAUUGCAUUGGGAAUUCAACCACCAAUUCAAGAAAUCGAAACAUAUUGGAGAAUUCCAACUUAUUUAAAAGAAAUGGACUUAAAGAAACGAGUUCAAAUUCUACGUGGGCAAGAAGUUCAGGGUGAAGCUGAUUCCGAUCAUGAAUCAGAACAAGAAAUUGUUGAAAAGGAUGAAAUGGAUUUCGAUGCAGAAAAUUCUCAUGAUGAUGAUGACUUUUUCGAUAAUUAUAUAAAAAAUAGACGUGACAAAAUGCAUAGUUUAGUUUAUAAUCGAAGCGAUAAUGAAGAAGAAAUUCGAAAACCAUUGAAGAAAAAGCAAGCACAAAAGAAGCCCAAAUCUGAAGCAAAUAAAAAAGAUGAUAAGAAAUUAAAACCAAAAUCAAAAAAAUCAAUGGAAGACAAUAUAACAAAACCGUCGAUAGGAGAACAACGUAAAAGUGGAAAACUAAAUUUGGAUGAUAUGGUAUUAUCCGUUGAAGAAAACCCCGAUAUUGAUUUCGACUCAGAGAAUUUACGUUUACGUUUAGCUGAAUUAUCGGAUGAUUCAGCUGAGGAGCAAUUCGAAACAACUAAGUUGAUUCCCAAGAAGAAAAAAUUGAAUUUAAUUGCAAGUGAUGAUGAUGAUGAAAAUGAUCAAACGUUAACAAGAACUAACAGGAAUUUGGAAAAUGAAUCAAUUGAAGAAGCAUCAGUCAAAACAAAUCACAAUCGUCGAAGAAUUAUUAUUGAUUCGGAUUCCGAUUUAUCUGAUAAUGAAGUAACAACUAAAACAAAAUUCAAUGUUGAAAGACAAAUUGAUGGUGAUAAUGACGGCAGUAAUAUUAAUGAAAAAGCCAAUCAAACACAAGAAUCCACAGUUUUAAAUGAAAAUGAUUCAGAUAUGGAUGAAAAUUCAAUGAUAUUGAAAUGGAACGAUGAUAAUGCUAAACAAAUAGAUAGUGAAAAAAAUAAUAAAAAUGAAAAUAUUACGAAAGAAAUAUCAUUCUCAACAUCUACUAAUGAUAAACUUUCAAAUGUAAUUUCAAUGGAUGAUAUUGAAAAGAACAAUAUUUCUGGUCAAAACAUUAAAUUAAAUAUUCUAAAAGAGUCUUUAACCGAUCACAAUAAUAUCAUCGAUAUAAUAAGUUCCGUAUCAGAAACAUAUAAUGGUGUUGAUAUUAGUACAAAAGAAUGCACACAAAUAUUACUUAAAUCACCAUCACCUUCAAAAGCAUUUGAAAUUAACCAAAAACCUGGACAGAACAUUGAUGAUAUUGAAAAUGGAGGCGCUAGUAUUAAUAACAAUAGUGAAAGAAUCAACGAAACCAAUGAUAUUGUUGAUAAUAAUGAUGAUGCAUCAAAAAUCAACAAUAACAACACUUUGACUAAAAAUUCUCCUUCAUCACUUUUUUAA
This is a messenger RNA of Condylostylus longicornis, 3273 nucleotides long. Its product is annotated as MATH and LRR domain-containing protein PFE0570w-like. The transcript has 13 exons. The coding region runs from base 1 to 3273 and encodes 1090 amino acids. Gene Ontology annotation, cellular component: replication fork protection complex. The record is from RefSeq and is a predicted model, not a curated record. Gene Ontology annotation, molecular function: DNA binding. Gene Ontology annotation, biological process: replication fork arrest; DNA replication checkpoint signaling; DNA repair. Lineage: Eukaryota; Metazoa; Arthropoda; Insecta; Diptera; Dolichopodidae.